AUGUCAUAUUCUCAAAGAAACAUUCAAAAUUUACCAUUUUAUUCUCCAGCCAAAUUUGAAAAUGACCAAAAGGAUUUAAUGAUCUCUUAAUUGAAGGCUGAGAACUUUGAAUUGAGAUAGAAUGCACGAGACUAUUAAGAAUUGGCUUCUCAUUUGAAAUCAUUAGAGAAUAGAUAUAAUACAUUACAUGAUGAGAAGAUGAGAAAUGAAGUAGACUAUCGAAAUAAGAGUGAUCAAACUUUAAAAACUAUUGCUAACCUUAGAAAUGAGAUAGAUAAUUUGAAGUCUUAGUUAACAGAAAAACAUAUUGAAAGUUAAGAGAUGAGAGCUGAAAAUCUGGCAUUCAAAGAAAUCACAGAUCAUAGAUCCUAAGAGAAUUAGAGAGUCAAAAAUGACUUAGCCCAAAUCCAAGAGGCAAACAGAAAAUUAUACGAAGAUAAACUUAGAUUGGAAACAGAAUUAUAAGCAGCUAAAGAUGAAAGAAAAAGAUUAUUGCAUGACAGAGAGAUUCUUAAUAAUACUUAUGAAGAUGUAUUAGAUAAAUUGAAUGAAAAAGAGAAAUCAUUUUCUUAAUUGCAAAGUGAUUUUGAUAAUCUUGAAAAGUAAAACCUAAUUUAUAGAGCAGAUGUUGAAAAUAUUAAUAAUGAAUUAAAAACAAAGAAUGAAAAUUUGAAAUAUACUCGAAUGCAAUAUCAAGAAGCUUAGAAUUAUAUAUCAUAACUAUAAAAUGAUCUUGAAGAACUUCAUAAAUAAAAAGAGAAAUUCAAGUAGGAAAGCCUAUUAUAUUAAAAAAAUUAUUAAUCAGAAGCGGACACAUGCAUGGAAUUGAAUGCAUAAGUUAUUUAGUUAGAUCAGACUGUUAAACAUUAGGAAAAGACUAUUAUAGACUAGAGGAAUGAGAUGGAGCGAUUAAAAUCAUUACACAUGGAAUGUUUAGAAACUACAGAGGAAUUGAGUCAUGAAUUAGAGCAAGUAAAGCGGAUGAAUGAUCAAUUAGAACAUUAACAUCGAGAAGUUAUGGAAGAACUUGACAAAAUGUCAUUAGCAGAAGAAUAAGCCGCUAUGGCUAGAGCUAGUAAAUACAAAGAAUUGAAAACCAAAUUAAUAAUGGGAACUAAGCAUCUAACGUAGUUCCAAUCUCCAUUUAAAAGAUUUUCUACUAACAAAAAGCCUUAAAUGAAACAAUAUGAAUUUUGA
Molecule: messenger RNA, 1197 nt
Organism: Paramecium tetraurelia
Lineage: Eukaryota; Ciliophora; Oligohymenophorea; Peniculida; Parameciidae
Exons: 5
Source: RefSeq, a predicted model, not a curated record